GAGGCAGGCUCUUCUCGGCCAGCUGCGCUUUGCCCCGGCCGAGCCCGCCGCAAUGGCAUCGGUGCCCUCCGCCGGCUGCCUCUUGGCCAAGAACCAGUACUACAGAACACGGCAGAACUCAGAAUGCGGUGUUUCUUCCAGUUCCUCCUGCUGUUCUGAUCCAGUGAAUGUUACACACCAGGACAAAGCACUUCAUGGGUUACCCGAAUUACUUGAUAAAUGUUGGUGGAUAAAAAGCUUUUUCCACUGUGAACCAUCUCAACCAACUGUUGCCAGAAAAACACUGUCGGCAAGCAGUACCAACAGCUGAAUGACUGCAAACUGACUUUGGUCACUACAUACAGACUACUUUUUCAAGAGGCUUGGGAUCUUCUGGAUGUCUGGGCUCAGGUGUUUGAGGAACACAUCUCCCCUUUAAGAGGGAGAAAAGUAUAUUUUCAAAGGAGUUGUCAGUACCUUACAUUAUAAUGCUUAAUGGACAUGCCCAUGGCUUACCUUGUUCACUAUGGAAUUGCUAUAAUUUGAAAUGCCUCUAACAGAAGUUACCUGAAUAAAAUAUCCUAAUGACCUACUUGGAUUAUUAGAAAAAAUAUCAGUAAAAAGAUACUGUAGAUUUAGGAGAAAUAUGUGUAUGGAAUGACCUUGCAAUAGAUGAUACUGUUCCAUAAUUUUUAGCUUUAAGAUACAGCUCUACAGAUGUUUACACUGAUGUAAACAAGAUUCAAAUACAGUGGCCCUAGUCUGGACUCUGUGGUACAUGCUUUCACCAGGUAGCUGUGUUCCAGUUACAGGCAAUGAAGUUCACAAAAAGGCCUGUGCAUAGCUUGGCUUUUAAAAAGCCCCAUUAUACAAAGAAACAGUAAUCAGUUUGGUCUUUGUUCCAGCUAGGUAUGGAUCUUAACCUUAAAUACAAAGUUACAAUUUUCAUUCACAUCUGUGUGUUAGUAUUUGAGGACAGAAUUGAAGAAAUCGCCAAGAAAUCAAUCCUAAUGGACACUGUCCUCCAAGCAGAAGAGUAACUUUAAUCACAGUUGACAUCCAUUACCUCUGUUUUACUACUUAGACUACUCUUACCUGCUUUGCUGAAGCUUAGAGCUACUUGUUCUCAAAUGACUAAUCCUAUCAGUACUCACUACUGUCUGUCAGCUUAGUUUUAUCAGGUGGUAAAGCUGGCAAAUGUUCAGCUCAGUAAUCACAUUAAUGUUGUUAACCAAAUUCACCUCUGUCAUGAUUAUCUCUUGAAAAAUACCUUAACACAGAUUCAUUUGGUCUUUAACACUGCACAGCAGUACUGCACAGCAGUACAUCGCAGCUGCAUCAUAGCUUUGUUUAUGGUAUGAUUGAAAUGCAUUAGAGUAAAAGAAAAUAACAAAUACUUAACUGGAUGACUCUUUUCCUGUGUUCUUCUCUAAGCAACUUGAUGAGGUGCUGUCACUAAAUAUAUUUGAUCCUUUGUUUAUCACUGGAAUAAGUAACAAUAACAAACCUUACAUGUAUAUGUAACUCUCUGUUACAGAUUAAUUGUCAGUUAUGCAGAGAACUCUAGAAAGCACAGCAAGUGAAUGCCUCAAAGUUUAGUCUUGUUAGAGAUGAAUGUAUGG
Molecule: messenger RNA, 1601 nt
Organism: Struthio camelus australis
Lineage: Eukaryota; Metazoa; Chordata; Aves; Struthioniformes; Struthionidae
Gene: PPDPFL
Product: pancreatic progenitor cell differentiation and proliferation factor like
Biological process (GO): multicellular organism development; cell differentiation
Source: RefSeq, a predicted model, not a curated record